Messenger RNA from Austrofundulus limnaeus, 887 nucleotides. Its product is annotated as ferritin, middle subunit. The transcript has 4 exons. Gene Ontology annotation, cellular component: cytoplasm. The record is from RefSeq and is a predicted model, not a curated record. Gene Ontology annotation, molecular function: ferric iron binding; ferrous iron binding. Gene Ontology annotation, biological process: intracellular iron ion homeostasis; iron ion transport. The coding region runs from base 182 to 712 and encodes 176 amino acids. NCBI's taxonomy places the organism in Eukaryota, Metazoa, Chordata, Actinopteri, Cyprinodontiformes, Rivulidae.
ACAUCGAGGAGUUCUUGCUUCAACAGUGUUUGAACGGAGCUUCUUCUUCCUUCGUCCCGGAGCUUUUUGUCAGACGACCAGCCAGCAUUUCACCAAACCUCCUGUUUACUUGAAUCUACCGAAACAGCUUUAUUUUUCUACCGUUUUUUGUUUAAAAAGGACCAGAAAAACUCCAGCUGACAUGGAUUCUCAGGUGCGCCAGAACUACCACCGCGACUGCGAGGCCGCCAUCAACAGGAUGGUCAACAUGGAGCUGUUUGCCUCCUACACCUACACCUCCAUGGCCUACUACUUCUCCCGUGAUGAUGUGGCCCUGCCAGGCUUCGCUCACUUCUUCAAGGAGAACAGUCAUGAGGAGAAGGAGCACGCUGAGAAGCUGCUGGACUUCCAGAACAAGAGGGGAGGACGCAUCUUCCUCCAGGAUGUCAAGAAACCAGAGCGUGACGAGUGGGGAAGUGGUCUGGAGGCCAUGCAGUGCGCCCUGCAACUGGAGAAGAAAGUCAACCAGGCCCUGCUGGAUCUGCACAAACUGGCCUCUGACCYCACAGAUCCUCAUCUGUGCGACUUCCUGGAGACCCAUUACCUGAAUGAGCAGGUGGAGGCCAUCAAGAAGCUGGGAGAUUACAUCACUAACCUGACCCGCAUGGAUGCCAACACCAACAAGAUGGCAGAGUACCUGUUUGACAAGCACUCCCUGGGGGGCAAGAGCUAAAGAGUYCCUAAAAAGAAAUGACCCAGAGUGGAAAAUGUUUGUUUUUUUUUUGUUCUAAUCUUCUGCUCCAACUGAUUAGUCAUUAGCCGCUUUUUAAGGUCUCUUCAGAAAGUUGCAUUUUWAAAGCAUUGUAUCUUUUCUGUUCUGCUUUACCUGAAUAAACAUUUAAGCUGGA